GGAGGAAUCCGCGGCGUGGACGGAGUGCGACGGCGGGGACAGCGAGCAGGUCUGCGGGAUCCUCCCCACCUGCGCGGAGGAGGUGCCAGGACGACGCGGUCGGGGCUGCCAGAGGGGUCCAGGGCAGUUCCGCGGCCCGGCGGGGAAGACCUUGUCAACGGGCCGGAGGCCAAUCAGCGAUGGCGGCCAGGGGUCCCAACUCAUCCGGAAGCGGCGCAGCAGGAAGGUCGGUUGGGGAUGUCGGCGGUGGAGUGAGCGAGUCUGGCCCCCGGGGAAGGGCCAGGAGUCCGUCGGUGGCAGUUGCUAGCGGGUCCGGUUCAGGUCGUGGAGGAAGGAGCGAGCAGCAGCCGGGGCCCUCCGCAUCCAGGUCACGGGAGACGGGAACGAGAUCAGAGGACGCCUCGCCAGCACGGAGCGCGGUCAGGUCGGAGGGGGAGCUGUCCGGGUCGGAAAGCGGAGAGGACUCGGGACAUCGGUCAGCGGUGGAUGGCGGUGCAGCGGCUCGGGGACCCAGUCCUCGGCAGCCCGAUGGUGAGCCCUGUCUGGUCUGGAUCUUUGGGCAUUCUUAUGUGUCUUGGGGGGCCAGGCAGGCCGAGGUGAGGCCUACGGGUAGACAGCUGGGGAUUCCCACUCAGGACGCGAAGGUUCGGUGGAUUGGGUUUCCGGGAAUGAUGUGGGGCAGGGUUUUGCCGGAGGUGCUAAAAUUCACCCGUUUGGACAGGGCCCCUGACAUUCUGCUGCUACAUGUUGGGGGUAAUGAUAUGGGGGCCAGGUCCAUGCACCAACUUAUUAGGGACAUAAAGUGUGAUUUCUUGAGAUUGCGCGCUUUGUUUCCCGGCAUGGUGAUAAUUUGGUCGGAGAUGGUGGGUAGGUCAAAUUGGCGGUGGGCCUGGUCAGUAGACAAAGUUAACAAGGCCCGUGUGAAAGUGAACAAGGAGGUGGGGCGUUUCGUGGUCAGGAAUGGGGGGUUGGUCGUGAGACACAGGGAGUUGGAGGAGGAGACUUGGCGUUUUCUGAGGAGUGAUGGGGUCCACCUCAAUCCGAUAGGCAUUGAUUUGUGGGCCUUGGGUCUGGAGGAAGGAGUACGUAGGGCCCUUUCGGUGUGGAAGUGCACGCAUGGGUAAGGUUUUGCCCUUGCGUGCGGUGGCGGUGUUUGGGGUUUCUGGAGAGGGUAAAGGCAGGACGUUUGCUUGCAAACGGUUGUACCCAUAGGUAUAUGGGGAUACGGGUACCUUUCGGUCAACAAGGUUGACCAGGAAGGAGUUCAUGUGUAGGUCACUGUGGACAGGUGUACUGCCUCCGAGUCUGGGGUUUGCGACUGAGGCCGAAGUUAAAAAACAGUUAUUGUCCCAGUGGCCAGUUGAAGUUGUGGUCUUUAGACCACCAGAUGGUUUAAAGUUGUGAAAUACGUUGUUUAUAGAAAAUGGUUAUUUAUGUUAAUAUUAGUUUUGUUAAAUAAAAUCGGCCGUAAGGCCAACUUUACUCCACACCGGUGUCAGUCGUUAAUUUUGGUAAAGGGGGUAAAGUGGGUAGCAGGUAAAAGGUGGGUGGUCAGAAUUCUAAGUCGGCCCUUAACAUGUCAAGAGAGUCCCAGAGCCGGGAGUGCAGCGGUAGGAGGAGGGACGGCAUGACAGGAGGGGGACCGCAAGUUAGACAGUGGCUGUGGCCGUUUUAAGAAAGGAGGGUCCGUGUGGGGAAUCAGUGCAGCGCUGCUUUAAGAGA
This is a messenger RNA of Rana temporaria (common frog), 1722 nucleotides long. RefSeq lists its product as uncharacterized. The record is from RefSeq and is a predicted model, not a curated record. The coding region runs from base 180 to 1124 and encodes 314 amino acids. NCBI's taxonomy places the organism in Eukaryota, Metazoa, Chordata, Amphibia, Anura, Ranidae. The transcript has 2 exons.